UAACGGUGAAAUUAGUUGCAAUCAAGUUAUUGAUUUAUCAUCGGUGACUCGUGCAAAAUGGGUUUGGAAUUUGGCAAAUUACCAAUUCGAAUUCGUAGAAUCUUAUACUACAGCUUAGCGCCUGAGGAGCAACGAGCUUGGGCAAAAUCGGUGACUCAUGGGAUACCUAAUUUGGUGGAUAGAAUAAUAUAUGCACUUCCGACAGUGCUGCCAGGUUUUAUUAUGUCAGCAGUGAUAUAUAAAUGGUCAACUGCGGCGCAUGAGCAAUAUAUUCGUAAAGAUCCUAAAUUAUACGAGAAUGAUAAGUGAAUGCAAAUAUUAAGUUAAUUUAGUUCGGCAAGCGGUUUGUGUGUAUUUUAUGGAUUAA
This is a messenger RNA of Ooceraea biroi (clonal raider ant), 367 nucleotides long. Its product is annotated as cytochrome b-c1 complex subunit 8. Lineage: Eukaryota; Metazoa; Arthropoda; Insecta; Hymenoptera; Formicidae. The record is from RefSeq and is a predicted model, not a curated record. Gene Ontology annotation, cellular component: respiratory chain complex III. Gene Ontology annotation, biological process: mitochondrial electron transport, ubiquinol to cytochrome c.